AGGGAUCCGUGAAACCAGGAAGGGUGGAUGCUGCUCCAGCUUCCUCUUUUCUCCCCUCACCUCCUAGUUAAUGGCACCAGGCCCAUUUGGGACACCACUUCGGGUUCCCCCCAAUCUCAAGGUCUCAGUCAGGUGGGAGAAGUGGAAGAAGUCUUCUUGUAGACUACUGGUUGGCAGCCCUUAUCAGAGCUAAUCUGGUUUGUUUUCAGGUAGGUAUCAGGUUUAUGAGCGGGUUUCCUUUCCUUUAAAGAUCCUCCUCCCAGCUCUUCUCUGGGUCCUUUGCCCCAAAGGACUUUGCCCUUCCUUUUGCAGCCAGGGACCGUGGCACUCUUUGCAAACGGACAGCCCCGCUGAGUCCCGCGCCAGGAGUACCCCAAGUGCCUAGCCCUCUCAGGAGGUGUCCAGCUGGAGGCAGUGUCCUAGGUGGUCACCCACAGGGAAAGCGGACACUGGGGGCUGCCAGCUGAGCAGCCCAGGUGCGUCCCCUUAGAGACGAAGCUGAUGAGUGCCAACCUGGGGCAGCCGGAGCCGAGCCGGGAACGGCGUUUGCCCGAGCCGAGGCGGAAGCCGGAGCAUUUGGGGGACGGGACCGCGGGAACCCGGAAACGCCUGGGCUGCACCGAGCUGUCGGCAGCGACGGCGGCGGGAACGGGUGGCGCUGCGGGUCAGCGGUCGCGGCGGAGCCGGCGCGCUCGGCAGCCUGGGGCACCCGGCGGAGCUGAGUCGCCGCCGCCCCCGGUGCGCGCAGCCGGAGGAGCUGCGCGGAAGGCAAAUGAAGAUAAAACAAUGUCAACCAACCUAAAAUACCUGUCCUUGGGAAUUUUGGUCUUUCAGACUACCAGUUUGGUUCUAACGAUGCGUUAUUCUAGGACUUUAAAAGAGGAGGGACCUCGUUAUCUAUCUUCUACAGCAGUGGUAGUUGCUGAACUUUUGAAGAUAAUGGCCUGCAUAUUGUUAGUCUACAAAGACAGCAAAUGUAGUGUAAGAGCCCUGAAUCGGGUACUACAUGAUGAAAUUCUUAAUAAACCUAUGGAAACGCUGAAACUUGCUAUUCCUUCAGGAAUAUAUACUCUGCAGAACAAUUUACUCUAUGUGGCACUGUCAAAUCUAGAUGCAGCUACUUACCAGGUCACGUAUCAGUUGAAAAUUCUUACAACAGCAUUAUUUUCUGUGUCUAUGCUUGGUAAAAAAUUAGGUGUGUACCAGUGGCUCUCCCUAGUAAUUUUGAUGACUGGAGUUGCUUUUGUACAGUGGCCCUCAGAUUCUCAAGAGGUUGAGUCUAAGGAACAUUCAGCUGGCUCUCAAUUUGUAGGACUCAUGGCAGUUCUUACAGCAUGUUUUUCAAGUGGCUUUGCUGGAGUUUACUUUGAGAAAAUCUUAAAAGAAACAAAACAAUCAGUGUGGAUAAGAAAUAUUCAACUUGGUUUCUUUGGGAGUAUAUUUGGAUUAAUGGGCGUAUACAUUUAUGAUGGAGAACUGGUAUCAAAGAAUGGAUUUUUCCAGGGGUAUAACCAACUGACCUGGAUAGUAGUUGUUCUUCAGGCACUUGGAGGCCUUGUUAUAGCUGCUGUUAUUAAGUAUGCGGAUAAUAUUUUAAAAGGAUUUGCAACCUCUUUAUCCAUAAUAUUAUCAACACUGAUAUCCUAUUUUUGGCUACAAGAUUUUGUGCCAACCAGUGUCUUUUUCCUUGGAGCCAUCCUUGUAAUAACAGCUACUUUCUUAUACGGUUACGAUCCCAAACCUGCAGGAAAUCUCACUAAAGCAUAGUUGCAUACUGUCUUUAACUGGUUUUCCACGAUGGUGCACUAAGAAUCUCAAUGUUGACCUUGCACAGAGAACUCCUACAGAAUCUGUGAAGAUACCAUCAUGCUGAAUUUGAUCAUGUUUAAAAAUACAAAAGUUUAAGGCUAAAAUAUGUAUAUAUGUAACACAAAACAUGGCAUCUAGAAAUCAAAACUUGAAAGUAUUUCCAGGGAUUAGAAAUAUUAGAGUAAACUUGAAAUUUGAAGUUUAAAAAGAUUAUACCUUUUUGAUUGCUGCAGAAAUAUACUAUGCACUCUUUGCAAGAGCACACAAUUCAGAUAUCAAUUUUUGCAAAUUAGAUCUAUUCUAUCAGAUAUUUUUAUCUUAUUCUUUCUGUAUAGAUAUAGCAAACCACAUAGAAAAUCAAAGUUUGAAAAUUGUAAUUACCUGUAAAUCUGUGAAAAAUAGAAGUAUGAUUUGAAAAAACAUUUUCACGUACCUUAGGUUUUUAUAUUUAUAGAAAAGUUUACUAAACAAAGAAUUGCUAAAUUUUUUGUUCAACUACAUAAAAAUGGAUAAAGUAAUAUUCUGGGUCUGAUAUGACAGAGAAUAAAAUUCAUAUUUAAAUUUAUUGUAGAGAUACACACAUCUUUUUCUCCAUAUACAUUUUAAGACCUUUUAGUGUUUCAAGACUCCUGUGCUAGUUAGUAGCCAGUGACUUUUGCAUUAAUUGAGUCUUGCCUUUAAUCUCUUAACUGCAUUUCUUUUAUAUAAAUCAGAUAAGUCCUUAGUAUUACUUUAAAUUAAAUUUGUGUAUGUAUUAAUUGCCAUUAAAGUUUUAAAAGUAAUUUAAAGGAGUUAAAUACUCAUUUAAUAAUUUAAAAUAAAAUAAUUAUUGUCUAAUAUCUCCAUUUGGAGAAUUUUGAACUAUCAAGCAUAUGUUGUAUAUAACUAGAAAAUUUUUAAAUGAAUAUUCAUUGA
Messenger RNA from Otolemur garnettii (small-eared galago), 2724 nucleotides. It is a transcript of the gene SLC35A3, whose product is annotated as solute carrier family 35 member A3. Gene Ontology annotation, biological process: pyrimidine nucleotide-sugar transmembrane transport. NCBI's taxonomy places the organism in Eukaryota, Metazoa, Chordata, Mammalia, Primates, Galagidae. Gene Ontology annotation, cellular component: Golgi membrane. The transcript has 8 exons. Bases 502 to 1767 code for a protein of 421 amino acids. The record is from RefSeq and is a predicted model, not a curated record. Gene Ontology annotation, molecular function: UDP-galactose transmembrane transporter activity.